Acanthisitta chloris (rifleman) is the source of this 635-nucleotide messenger RNA. It is a transcript of the gene PEF1, whose product is annotated as penta-EF-hand domain containing 1. The annotation marks the transcript as partial. The transcript has 4 exons. Gene Ontology annotation, biological process: COPII vesicle coat assembly. Gene Ontology annotation, molecular function: calcium ion binding. The record is from RefSeq and is a predicted model, not a curated record. Lineage: Eukaryota; Metazoa; Chordata; Aves; Passeriformes; Acanthisittidae.
GGCCCUACGGGCAACCCCCGCCCGGGGGACCCUACGGAGGGGGCAGUGCCCCCGGGGGUCCCUAUGGUAGCCCCUACGGUGGUCCCCAGCCCGGGCCCUAUGGAGGGAAUGUGCCCCCAGGUGUGGACCCCGAGGCUUUCUCCUGGUUCCAGACAGUGGAUGUUGAUCACAGUGGAUACAUCUCCGUGAAGGAGCUGAAGCAGGCGCUGGUCAACAACAACUGGUCGUCGUUCAACGAUGAGACCUGUCUGCUGAUGAUCAACAUGUUCGACAAGACGCGGUCGGGGCGCAUCGACGUGUACGGAUUCUCAGAGCUGCUCCGCUUCAUCCAGCAGUGGAAAAACCUCUUCCAGCAGUAUGACAGGGACCAGUCAGGCUCCAUCAGCUUCAACGAGCUCCAGCAAGCUUUCUCCCAGAUGGGCUACAGCCUGAGCCCUCAGUUCAGCCAACUGCUGAUGGCUCGUUAUGCCCAGAGAUCCUCCAAUCCCAGUAUCCAGCUGGACAGGUUCAUCCACAUCUGCAUGCAGCUGCAGAGCACCACCGACGCCUUCCGCGAGAAGGACACGGCCUUGGUGGGCAACGUGCGGCUCAGCUACGAGGACUUCCUCACCAUGGUGGUGACUCGGAUGCUCUGA